AUGUCUCCAGUAAUCGCCUCGGUGGCAUCCCAAGACAACCCCAGCCGUCAAAGAAGGAUACAUAUCAGUAGUAUCAAGCCCUACGUUUCACCGUUCGAGGACGAACCAACACCGGAAGCUACACCAGUAAAGCAACAUCACAAAGAGGUUGAACAGCAACAAUCGAGAGAUAAUAUUCGGGAACGAGCAGGAGCGAGUAACCGUCACACGCCUCUGCGCCAGCUACAAAGAACCUCCCAACGACUGGCUGACCGUCAUCGCCCUCCUAAUCGAUGCUCUGCAUUAGAGGGCCGCUACUGCAUCACAGAGGAACAUUUUCACGUGCAAGCUGAAAUGCGGCAAGAAUGCAAAUGCCAUGGAAUGUCUGGGUCUUGUACGGUAAAGACUUGUUGGAUGCGACUUGCAAGUUUCCGUGUAAUUGGCGAUAAUCUAAAAGAUCGAUUUGAUGGCGCUUCUCGCGUUAUGAUUAGUAAUAGUUUACGACAAAAUUUAAAUUCUGUAACAGGAAAUUCGCAAAAUUCAAACUCUGUUGUAGUAACUGGCAUCGCUUUAAGUCCCAAUACAGCAAACCCGAAGGCUUUUGCCGCUGAUCGUGUGUUAAGUGACCAUAUACCUGGGCGCAUAAUAAAAUCACAUCCAAAUAUUCCUCCACUGAACUCAUUAAGCAGCCAAAACAGUUUGUCCAGAAAUUCAGUACGAAGUCGAGGAAGUCGAGGAAGACAAGGAAAAAAGAAUAACAGGUUAGUAUUUCUGCGAGCAUACUUUUUUCAGUAA
Molecule: messenger RNA, 774 nt
Organism: Rhagoletis pomonella (apple maggot)
Lineage: Eukaryota; Metazoa; Arthropoda; Insecta; Diptera; Tephritidae
Product: protein wingless-like
Exons: 3
Coding region: 1-774 (257 amino acids)
Biological process (GO): canonical Wnt signaling pathway; neuron differentiation; cell fate commitment
Cellular component (GO): extracellular region
Molecular function (GO): cytokine activity; frizzled binding
Source: RefSeq, a predicted model, not a curated record